Molecule: messenger RNA, 4133 nt
Organism: Heterobilharzia americana
Lineage: Eukaryota; Metazoa; Platyhelminthes; Trematoda; Strigeidida; Schistosomatidae
Source: the annotation of a GenBank genome assembly
CAAACAACUGCGUAACAUCAAAAUGAUCACUCAACAUACUGAUAAAAUAAACGAGCUUUUAUCGAAGGUAUUUGAGCUCUCACUAUUAUUCGUUAAAAAGACAAGAGAUGAAUUAGCUCUUAUGAAUCUUAUUGUAGCCAAUGAUUUAAAUGAUAACCGAAAUGAAUCUUCAUUUCUCAAGUCACUUGUAAAUAAAACAAACCAGAAUAUUAAAGAUUUAUUUCAUGAAAUUGCCCUGAAGACAACCGAAGAGUACUGCUUUCCAAUCGGCCAUACAAAUGACAUUCUCAAGCGGAAUGAUCGAUGCUUGUUAGCUCAACGUUCAAAAAUAUCUCUUGAACGUAACGAUAAAAAGCAAACAAAUUUCAAUGUUCAAGGGGUUAACCAAGUGAAUGCUAUCGAUCUUUAUCCCUUAAAACAUCUUAGUCCAGGUGAAAAGUUCAAAUUGGAAAAUGCUCUGAAAGUUCUAAGUGAUCCAACUCAUUCAUUCAAUCGACAAACCGUUCAAAAUGCCUAUGGAAUACAAUUACCCACAAUAUUACAAUCACGGGUGGAAGAACAACAGAAAAAGUCUAAAGAAGUUAGUAAUACAUCCGAUGUAGAGUUAAGCACACUUAGAAAAAGGAAAAAGAAUUUUAAACUGAUCCAAUACGACCAGACAAAUGAAAAUCAUAACGCUUUAAACUUAAUUCAACGUGGUCUGAUCCCACCAAAUGCUCAAAUUGCAUUUGAUCCAUCACCGAUGCAAACAAAAUCAAUCCAUAUUUUAUCAUCUGCUCAAAAGAUUACACGUCCACUUAUCACAAUUAAUGAUCUAUGUCCAGUUUAUGAACCUACUACAACUGCAGAAUCAAUGAAACCAAUUCUUAGAAGAAAAGACUCGCCAAAGAUUAGUAAUUCGUCCAAGUCAGCCGUACGGAUCAGUCACAACAACAAUAACAGUAAGGGAAAUGAGAAUGGAGAAUCAGUGUUUAUCGCGGAAAAUAUAAGCCUACCAAGAAGGUUAACAUCAUCGAAAGCUACACCACCACCUUGUACACCAGUAACAACUUCUUCAUCUCAUACUAAUUUCUGGUUAAAUACUGAAGAGGGAAUAUUCCAGACACAAAGUGAUGAUUUUCAAGCAUUUGAAACAAGUUACGCUGACAAGUGGGACAAGAUUUCAGCUGUUCUCUGUGAACUUGAAAAUCUGUUCGAUUUUUAUGGCAUAUCAAUUGCUAUCGUAAAUGGGUUAAAAUUGGCAAAAUUAGUGAAUGAAUAUGAGAAUAAGUUGGAUUGUUUAACAAGUGAUAUUCUGCUUACAUGUAUCGAAGAUUCUCAAACAAUUCGUCGAAUAAUGACUGAACCGGGUUCUUCAUUCAGAGGAAGAAAGGGUCGUACUAGGGCUGCAAUAAAAAUUCAAUCCUCUUUUCGGCGUUUUCGAGCUCAGAAACAGUAUAAGGAACAAAAACGUCUUAGGGGAGCUGCCGCCAUCAUAUCUGCCGCAUGGACACGUUAUAAGAAAAUGAAAGAAUUGAGGGAAAGAUUAGCGAGGAUUAGAAAGGAAUGCAUAGAAGCAUCAGAGAAAAGGCUAAAGGAACUUGGCAGUAAUUGGGAGCGUUUCGAACAAAAUAAUCAUGUUGUUAUCCAUUUACCAUCUGCAAGUUAUUCCGAAACAAUUAGACAACAACUGGGAAAUUUAGGAGAACUUGAAUAUAUGGAAAGUCGUCAAAUAGCAAGAAUUUGUGAGGUUCGUGAUCCAAAUACAGAUGUUGUCAUUGUAACACGUGCACCAAUAUCUGACGAUCUCUUAGAGUACUAUAGUAAACUGUUGGGUUUAAGCAAAGCUAUUGAAACGGGUCAAGAGGAAAGUCAGUGUUCAAUUAACUCACGGUAUAGAAUAAUUGUACCGGAGGCAAUUCAAUAUUUUCAUUCAAAUGCAUCAGCUCCAAUGUGUUUAGCCUCAUUAUUGAAAUAUAGUCCAAGAGCGCUGAUACAUAUACGUCGAUUUAUUGCUGGUCGUCCAGCAAUUCUAGUUCCUGGAUUCGGUGAUCAUUAUGAUGUAUUCCAUGUUGCAAAUUACUUGGAAGUACCUGUGUGGAGUUCGACACCAACAAUAAAUUCUUUAUUUAGUCUACAGUCAACUACAAGACGUUUAGUAAAACAACUUAUCGAGACAAUAUCCGAUAGAGAUGUUUCAAUCGAUUCGAAAAAUCAGAAUAUCUCUAAAGCAUCAGCACUUUUCACUUCAGUGAUAACAAAUCAACGUAAAGGGAACGAAAACAAUUGGUCGAGUAGUAAUAAACUGGUGGGAGGUGUUGGAAAAUUAAAGAAAGAUAUUAAAAAUAGUCAAGCGAUGAAUGCAGAACAAAAUUAUUGGUUAGUUGCUCAACCACCCGGCGACUUUGAUGUUUAUAGUAUGGAUCAUCUCUGUGAAACAUUGGCGUCAUUAUUCACAGAAAAUUUACCAAUCAAAAACUGGCUACUGAAAAUUGAUAAUUAUAAUAUUGAUGGACGUGGUACAGCCUUCAUAUCGAUUGAAAAUCUUCAGUCAUUUAAAUGGGCAUUAGAACAGUGUCAAUGGCAUGGACCAGUAAGAUGGACUAAGAAAUGGGCUCAGGAAACAACUUAUGUCAAAAUACUUUCAGAAGUACCACAAUUACUGCAAAAACAUUUGAAAUUAUUUCCAAAUUGUUUUUAUACUGAUUCAGCUAGUUUUAUACUAGCUUUCCUAAAACAUGGUGGUGUAAUUGAAGCUUGUCCACCGACAGAUGAAUGGACAAAUCUUUCAGUUGUCAUCGUAAUUCUACCAAAUAAAGCUAUUCGUAUAGUUACUAGUGGUGAUCAUCUUCAUUCUGAAGAUAAUUUUUAUACCUGGGGUGAAACAAUACCGCUGACGUCAGUAGCACCUCGAUGGGUAAACCAUCUGAGUAUGGAACUGGGUUCAAUAAUGGCUAAUAAAGGAGUUGUUGGCCAUGUCAAGAUUGAUUUUGUGACAUUUAUACACCCAGAAAAAAACGAACAAACUUUAUGGAUAACUGGAAUUAAACCAGGUUACACGGAUCUGUUGGCUAUGACACAGCUUGUAUUAUUUGCGACAAAUACAACAUUUGAAAUAGCUACGUUAACAAGCACUGGUGAACAUCAAAUUAUCGCUAAACCACCGAUAAUAGAGAAGAAAGUUAACCUACAAACACACAGGUUAACAACAACGCAAUGUGAACAUGACGGUGAAUUCCAAAGAAAGAAGCUUAAGCGUUACGCUGUGAUGAGUACGCGUUUACAACAUUCCAACCUAACUAUGAUACAAUAUUCAGUAUUUUUCAAAAUAUGCCGUGCAAACUAUAUUGGAUAUGAUUUAAAAGGAAGAUGUGGAAUAUUAUUUUCCCCAAUGGAUAGCUACCGAAGAGAUCGUCUGGCCUUUGUUUCAGUUGCAGAUAGCCUAGACAAAGCACUAACAAAGUUUGGGUGUACAUUAAAAAUUCUACACAAAGAAGUGUCAACUCCAAACAUGACUGGAAAAAGUAAUUUUCAGUCAGUAAUCAGUGAACUGGAACAAAUUCUUGGUCAAGUGGUUGAAAACUCUAUGGAUCAAAAAACAAAGCAAGUUAGUCAGCAGAAAAAGUUACAAAACAAUGAGGAAAAGACGAAAGAGAGUAUUAUUCCCAGUUCACUGAUGAAACCAACUCCCUUGAAUAAAUCUACCAAGUCGUAACAUGAAGAAAAAUAACGAUGAAAGGUUUAAAACAGUACAGAAUAAAAGUGUUUAAAAAGAGUGAAGAGAUAAUUGUGGAAACAUUCUUCUCAAGGAAAUCACCUAAAUAUCUUAUACCCUUCAUAUAAAAUAAUCAAAUCAAAAUUAUUUCUAAUUAAGACUUGUCUCCUUUUUCAGAAAAAUAUAACUGUGUCUGAGUGAAAUAGUUUUUUUAAACUCGUUGGUGACUGGCAGACAUCCCGUUAUCAGAUUGGAAAUCAUAAGCAGUUUCUCGGUGCUCAUCAAGUUGAUAAGCUUAUGUACGCAAUUUUGUUCUUGUAUAUUCAUAAAUCAGUCAAAAAUCAUCUGGUCGUAACUCUUUCUCGCAUGACAAGUGACUACUGAUUUAAAAUUCAAACAGGAAUGAUCGAUUUCUUUGCAUCAUAUGCAGAGCACGUGC